UAAAAAACUCUUCCUCCUCCGGUCCUCCCUAAACCCUAGGCCCCCUGCACUGCACCAGCCACCUCCCAUGGCGCGCUCGAGCUCACUUUCCGAGGCCGAGGCGGGCGUUUCCUGCUUCGCCUCCACCCUCCCCGGAUUCCGUGGCGUCCUCAAGCAUCGCUACUCCGACUUCAUCGUCCACGAGGUCGCCCGCGACGGGACUCUCGUCCAGCUCACCUCGUUCGAUCUCCCAACCGAGUGCGUGGAUGUGAAAGAGGAGGAGAAGGCGGCGCCCUCGGCCGACGCGGACCACUCGCAGGCCCUCGAAUCGUUCCGCGCGCUCUGCGGCGACGCGGACUGCGAGGCGCUGAGAGGGCUCCUCGAGAGGGUGGCGGCGGGGGGUGAUAAUGAUGUCUCGCCUGUCAUUCUUUCGCCUGACGCCGACAAGGCUCACAGAUCGGAGGUCCAUAACUUUUUUAAGAAGAACUUCAAGUUCCUUGUCACGGACACGGUGGAACAUAGUGAUGGUGUCCAGAGGUGCAUCAGGAUGCGGUUGGGGUCAGGAGCUGGUGGUGGAAGGGGUGGCGGCGGUGGUGGGAGAGGAAGGAAGCGGAAGAACAUGGGUGCUUCUGAUUGGAGAGAUGACAGGCCAUUUGAUAGUAGAGGGUCGAGUAAUUGGUCAGAUCACGUUGGGAAGUUCCUGAGGUUUCACCUUUACAAAGAGAAUAAGGACACUCAAGAAGCAUUAGGGGUAAUAGGAAAAAUGUUAGGACUUCAGCCACGUUCAUUUGGGUUUGCAGGGACAAAGGAUAAGCGUGCUGUUACUUCGCAGCAGGUAACUGUUUUCAAGGUGCCAGCCAAUAGAUUGGCUGCUCUUAAUAAUCGGCUAUUUGGGAUUAAAGUUGGAAACUUCUGUUAUGUGAAGGAGGGACUUGUUCUUGGUCAACUCAUGGGAAAUCGAUUUACAAUUACUCUGAGGGGCGUCAUUGCAGAAUCCGAAGAUGUAAUAAAAGCUGCUGCUGAUGGCUUAGGAAAGAAUGGAUUUAUCAACUACUAUGGUUUGCAGCGUUUUGGAAGUGGUUCAGUUCCAACACACCUUGUUGGUGCUGCUUUGCUCAGAGGAGAGUGGAAGGCUGCUGUAAACUUGAUUCUUGAUCCAAGGGAAGGAGAGCGUGAUGACAUAAAUGAGCAGCGCAAACAUUACAAGGAACAUGGUGACAUUGACAAGGCACUGAGGAACUUCCCUCGACACCUUGUAGCGGAGAGAGCUAUACUUCAGUGUCUGAAGAAAUGCCCUGGUAACUAUCUACAGGCACUUAAGGGUAUCCCAAGAACAUUGAGAAUGAUGUAUGUACAUAGUUACCAAAGUUACCUGUGGAAUCAUGCUGCCACCAUGAGAGUGGAAAAGUAUGGCAUUUCACAGGUUGUAGAAGGUGACUUGGUUUAUAACAAAGAAAGCCCUCCUGAAGAAUCUACUUCUGUAGAUAUUGCAGAAACUGAUGAUGGGCAUACAAAUUCAUCUGAGAUUGAUCUAUGUUCUGAAGCACAACCAGAGGAAACCAUCCAAUCUGUUAAGAUAGUUGAUUCUGGAGAUUUGUUAAAGGGGACGUACACAUUUGAUGAUGUUGUCCUUCCUUUGCCUGGUUCGCAAGCAAUAUUUCCUGGGAAUGCAGUUGCUGAGAUAUACCAUGAAAUGGCCAAAAAGGUAAUAUUUAUGAUUGAGAUGACAAGUUUUUCAGUGAAGUUUUGUGACAACGAAUGGAAAUAUAUUGAAAUUUGGUUCUUUUUUUGUCAGGAUGGUAUUAGCUUGACGGAGAAUGCUCAUGGUGUUAAGGAGUUCUCGAUUGCAAGCAUGAAAGGAGGCUACCGUCGACUGUUCCAGCGCCCUAUUGAUUUUCAGUGGGAGCUCAUGACUUACACAGAUGAGAGUUUGUCUUUAGCAGAAACUGAUUUGGAUGUUCUGUCCAGAACCAAGCCUAAAGAAGCAAAUGAUCUUGUAACUAGCGAUCAGGCACAGGAUAAGUUGGAGGAGGCUUCAGAUACCUCCAUGCCAACUAAUGGAAGCGGCUCCCUAGAAAAUAAGCCUACUGGCAACUCAGAUACAUCACCAAGAAAAUUGGCCAUAAAAUUAGCAUUUACUUUACCAGCAUCAUGUUAUGCUACAAUGGCUAUCAGGGAGCUUCUGAAGACUUCUACUUCAGUUGCAUAUCAGAAAACACUCAGCUGCUAAUUUUUUGUUACGACAUGGGUUAUUUACCUGAUCUGUGAUCUCAGCUGAGGUGGUGACCAUAUUAAGUCGUGAAGCGGCAUAGCUAGGUAUUAGGUAUAUUAUCUGGAAGACUUCUCUUCAUAUAGUUCUUGAUUAGUUAGGCUGCUUGUGCUCCAAACUCAUUCAAUAAUCGCAGUGGUUAGAAGACCUGGAGGAUCUGUGAAUCUGCAAACCAGAUGCCAUGCUGCCCUCUGGAGAAACAAGCGAAAUGCCUAUUUAAAAGUGUUUACUUGGGGCUGAAUACCAUGUUGGGAUGCUUGUACUAUUAUGCGGCAUGCCAUAACUACAAAGUUUGUAACUUUGUAUAACUUAAAUUUCAUUUUUCAGAAUGGAGCCUGCUUGGGGCCCCAGUAUUCGAGAUAUUUCAAACCAAUAGAAUUUUGAUGAUUAG
This is a messenger RNA of Panicum virgatum (switchgrass), 2639 nucleotides long. RefSeq names its product multisubstrate pseudouridine synthase 7-like. Gene Ontology annotation, molecular function: pseudouridine synthase activity; RNA binding. Bases 68 to 2209 code for a protein of 713 amino acids. The transcript has 19 exons. Gene Ontology annotation, biological process: pseudouridine synthesis. Gene Ontology annotation, cellular component: nucleus. Lineage: Eukaryota; Viridiplantae; Streptophyta; Magnoliopsida; Poales; Poaceae. The record is from RefSeq and is a predicted model, not a curated record.